Zychaea mexicana is the source of this 1287-nucleotide messenger RNA. Its product is annotated as 4-aminobutyrate aminotransferase. Gene Ontology annotation, cellular component: mitochondrion. The record is from RefSeq and is a predicted model, not a curated record. Gene Ontology annotation, molecular function: pyridoxal phosphate binding. The transcript has 4 exons. Gene Ontology annotation, biological process: GABA catabolic process. The coding region runs from base 1 to 1287 and encodes 428 amino acids. NCBI's taxonomy places the organism in Eukaryota, Fungi, Mucoromycota, Mucoromycetes, Mucorales, Lichtheimiaceae.
AUGACUCAAUUGGAUAACUACCAAGACACUCGAUCUGUCUUUUUUGUUGCUGAUUUCGAAAAGUCCAAGGGCAAUUAUAUCGUUGAUGCCGACGGCAAUGCUAUGUUGGACGUUUUUGCGCAGAUCGCAUCCAUUCCUGUCGGUUACAAUAACCCUGCUUUCCUUAACCUCGCAAAAGAGCCUGCUUUCCAAACAGCACUUGCCAACCGAGCGGCCCUCGGCGUCAAUCCUAAUAAGGACUGGGUAGAUUCAGUCGAGAAGGCAUUCAUGCGUGUCGCUCCUGCGGGCAUGUCGAACGUAUUCACAGUCAUGUGUGGAUCAUGCGCGAACGAGAACGCAUUCAAGACUGCAUUCAUGUACAAGGCGGCUAAACGACGUGGCGAUAAAGACUUUUCGUUAAAUGAAUUGCAAUCAUGCAUGCACAAUCAAGCACCUGGCUCGCCUGAUAUGGCCAUCCUUAGCUUCUCCCGUGGAUUCCACGGCCGUUUAUUCGGUUCAUUGGCGGCAACUUCCAGCAAGGCCCUCCACAAAGUCGAUAUUCCUGCCUUCAAUUGGCCCAAGGCCACGUUCCCUCAACUCAAAUACCCGCUCCACAUGCAUCAAGAGCACAACAGUCAGGUCGAGCAACAAUCGCUGCACGAAGUGGAGCAGUUAUUGAACAAGCACGAUGUUGCUGCCAUUGUGGUAGAGCCGAUCCAGUCCGAAGGAGGCGAUAACCACGCCUCACCACACUUUUUCCGCCAAUUACAAGCCAUCUGUCAAAAGAAUGACAUUUUGUUCAUCAUUGACGAGGUCCAAACUGGUGCUGGCGCCACUGGCACCUUUUGGGCACAUGAAGCAUGGGAUUUGCCCAGUCCGCCAGAUAUGGUGACAUUUUCCAAGAAAUUCCAAGCCGCUGGAUUCUAUUUGAAUCGACGACUGCGACCCACAAAGCCUUAUCGCUUGUACAACACAUGGAUGGGCGACCCGGUACGCGCCAUGCAAGCUGCUGCGAUUGUUAACGAAAUUGAAGAUAAGCAACUCCUGAAUAAUGUCAAGAGCACUGGCAGCUAUCUGCAGCACCAUCUCUCUGGCAACAACAAGCUUGAUUCUGUACGCGGUCAAGGUGCAUUCAUCGCCUUUGAUCUCGAGUCGCCAGCCAAGCGCGACAAGUUUUUGAUAGAUAUGCGCCAAUUGGGUGUCAACGUGGGAGGCUGUGGUGACAAGACCGUCCGCCUGCGGCCAAUGCUGACUUUCCAAAAGCACCACGCUGACAUUUUGCUUGAAACUAUGGAACGUGCGUUAUGA